GUAUCAUUUAGGAAUACAAUUUGUGACACGAAAGUGAGUGAACUCGUGCGUAAUUAAGCGAGUCGUCUUCACUUGCCUUUACCAACGCCAAAUUCCAUACUUCGAUUCAAAAUUUUACACCCUCGCAGCUCGCACCUUUCCCCCUUUCUGCUUCACCAACGUCAACUGCACUAUCUCCCUAAACCCCUCACUUUCCCCACUCCCAAUCCCAAUCCCAAUCUCAAUCUCAAUCCCAUUGCCACUUCUCUCCGCUAAAAUAAAUUAUUAUUAUAAUAAUAAUAACAAUAAAUGGGUGGGAAACUCUUCUUUUGGCUCGUCAUUUGUUUCCCUUCCAGCAUUGCCCUUCUCGCCACAACUUUCUACCAGGUUUUGAUCCUAUCUGACUUGGAAGCUGACUAUAUAAACCCGUUCGACGCGGCGUCUCGGAUUAACUACUUCAUUCUUCCUGAGUACAUAGGACAGGGAGCUCUCUGCGUACUGUGCCUCGUCACUGGACACUGGUUCAUGUUCUUGCUCUCUCUUCCAGUUACUUGCUAUCACAUCAUGCGAUAUGUGAAACGGGAGCACCUUAUUGAUGUUACUGAAGUGUUUAGAGGACUUAAUGCUGAGAGGAAAUUUCGGCUAGCCAAACUUGUCAUGUACUUAAUACUCCUCAUUGUAGUCAUAUUCAGGAUUCUGGCAGCAGGAAGUUCAAUAUUUUACCACAAUUCCAAGUUUGAAGAAUUAGACAUUCGGUUGAAUACUCUAGGAUACUAGUAUAAUUCUGUAGUCCUCUCAACACAGAUAGUGUGCACUGUUGUAUAUUAGAUUGGUCUAUCUCAUUAGGAAAUAAUUAUCUUAUUUGGUUUUAGUGACUAUUAGAGCCAUGUAUCUAAAGUUUCUUUACUACUUCCUCUGAUAUUGCUUUAUAUCUUCCCUAGUUGUCAUGUUCUGAAUUGUUGAUGUAAAAUUAUGUGAAAUUCUAAUAAAUUUCCUUGAUUUGCAA
Arachis ipaensis is the source of this 985-nucleotide messenger RNA. Its product is annotated as protein cornichon homolog 1-like. The record is from RefSeq and is a predicted model, not a curated record. Gene Ontology annotation, biological process: vesicle-mediated transport. NCBI's taxonomy places the organism in Eukaryota, Viridiplantae, Streptophyta, Magnoliopsida, Fabales, Fabaceae.